AUGGAGAUGCGAAGGCGGAGCCAUCCUGCGCUCGGUUCAGAAGACGUCCCCGUUCCUGGCUCCUCGACGCCCUCUCACCAGCCUACUGAAGGUAUUUCAUCCUACAAGGCAUACUUUGCCAGGAGCAUCAUUGCACUGCUCUUCUUCUUGGCAGCGCUUGUUACUUAUCUCAAUUAUGGAUAUCAGAGUCCACAGGCUCCAUCCUUGGAGGGUUCUAUUGAGGCGUCUCGAGAGUACCGACGACCACUGGACCUGGUCUUGAAUCCCCAGGCUCACCAAUCACGACCUCCAAAGACGCAGUAUCACAAUUGGACGGCGACCUCUGCAAUCAGACGACCUGAUGGUGUCGCCAAGAGAGUAUAUCUCAUCAACGGCCUAUUCCCAGGACCAACACUGGAGGCACGAUCCGGCGACACUUUCAUCAUUCGCGUCGAAAACGCGCUAAAAGACGAAGGACUGUCUAUCCAUUGGCAUGGACUGCAUAUGCGAGAUCACGUCGAAUACGAUGGCGCUAUUGGAAUGACCCAGUGCCCAAUCUCACCUGGAUCGACGUUCACGUACACCAUCCCGGUUUCUGGCCAGCACGGCACGUUUUGGUAUCAUGCUCACGAACAAGUUCAGCGAGCAGAUGGACUUUAUGGAGCUUUGAUUGUGCACGAGCCUGUAGACGUAGAAAUAGCUAUCAGUUAUUCGUACGAUGAAGAUCGUGUGCUUAUGAUUGGUGAUUGGUACCAUCGUCCUGCUGAGGAUGUGCUCAAGUGGUACAUGCGAGCGGGGUCCUAUGGCAUGGAGCCUGUCCCAGACUCCCUUCUCGUCAAUGGUCUUGGCGCAUACAAUUGCUCACUCGCUGUCCCUGCUCGGCCUGUUGACUGCAUAUCGAUUCUCCCAGAGCAUUCUCCAUUCAUUACCACAAAUAGUUCAAAGCGGUAUCGAUAUCGAGUAAUCAAUACGGGAUCACUCGCAGGUAUCAAUCUACGCUUUUCUGGAGCUUCUGUGACGCCCAUCACCGUCGACGGCGGCCGUCCGGUCGAAAUUCAAGGUCCCGCUCGCGGAGUAGGGGUCCUACACUCCGGAGAGCGAGUAGACGUAUUGAUAUCAUGGCGACCAACCAAUAAAAAACAAGCCACCCUCGAAAUAACUCUAGACGACGACAGCUUCAGAUACCCCAAUCUCGCCCUCGCCCCAACCCACAUCUUCCUAGUCCUCGUCUCCACAGACUCCUCGAAACUAGAAACAGUAAAUCGCCCUUCCCAACGCGUCAAACCCACAACCAACAUCCAACUCCUAAAUUCCACCACCCUCCCUACCUCCCUUCCACGCCACGCCGACCUCACCCUAGUCGUCUACACGACCACCCUCAAACUCUCCCGGCUCUCAAACGUACCUCACGGCUUCAUGAACCACACAAGCUACAAACCCCAAUCCGAUCCCCCCUACCCCCUCAUAUCCCUCGACCGUUCCCAAUGGGACUCCAACCAAUUCGUUCCCUUCAUCCCCCUCUCCCCCGCCCCUCAAACUAUCAACCUCAUCAUCAACAACCUCGACGACGGCGGCCACCCCUUCCACCUCCACGGCCACGAUUUCUGGGUCUUGUCAACAUACGCCGCAGAUCUCGAUACCACUAUGUCCUACGGAAGCUAUAACCCGUUCGACGGAUCUGAGCCGCCUGGGGGAGCGUUUAAUCUAGUGAAUCCGGUCAAGAAAGACACGGUCUUUAUAUCUAGGAGGGGUUACGUGGUACUCAGAUUUAUGGCGGACAAUCCAGGGAUAUGGAUGCUGCACUGCCAUCUACUAUGGCAUCAGGCGAGCGGAAUGGCGAUGGGUUUACACAUCGACAAAAACGAGGACUGGGUGGACGAAGCACGUGCGAACCGUAGCCGCGAGCUGUGUAGAGGCAAGCGUUAA
Molecule: messenger RNA, 1905 nt
Organism: Mytilinidion resinicola
Lineage: Eukaryota; Fungi; Ascomycota; Dothideomycetes; Mytilinidiales; Mytilinidiaceae
Exons: 2
Coding region: 1-1905 (634 amino acids)
Molecular function (GO): oxidoreductase activity; copper ion binding
Source: RefSeq, a predicted model, not a curated record